Molecule: messenger RNA, 1501 nt
Organism: Nicotiana attenuata
Lineage: Eukaryota; Viridiplantae; Streptophyta; Magnoliopsida; Solanales; Solanaceae
Product: folate transporter 1, chloroplastic
Exons: 12
Coding region: 241-1200 (319 amino acids)
Biological process (GO): nucleotide transport; folate import into mitochondrion
Molecular function (GO): folic acid transmembrane transporter activity; FAD transmembrane transporter activity
Source: RefSeq, a predicted model, not a curated record
AAAAACCCAAAUCAAGACUCGUCACUGUAUUUCUCUUCCACGUUCAGCGACAAGCCAGCUUCUCUGUAAAGGAAAUCAAUUUAGGCGCAAGCUGCGGACACGUCAGGCGUCACUGGAGCUUAAUACGACGCCGCUUAGUUUGCAUAGGAAGUUCCAUUUAAUUUUUGCCAGCUGCAAAAAGUAAAAGGCGAAAAGAAAAAGAGUGUUGGGGGAGAGGGGAAGCCAACGCUAGGCGAAGCCAUGAAAAAGAUGGCAGGUUUGGCGUCGGCAGACUGGCAGUGGGAAAACGCCACCGCCGGCGCCGUGGCUGGCCUCGCCACCGUCACUUUCUCUCAUCCCCUUGACGUUGUUCGUACCAGGUUCCAAGUUUACGAUGGAAGAAUCUCGAACGUCCCGGCUUAUAGGAACACUCCUCAAGCUUUAUUUACCAUUGCUCGAACUGAGGGUCUUAGAGGACUUUAUGCUGGCUUUUACCCUGCUGUUCUUGGGUCAACUAUUUCAUGGGGUUUAUAUUUCUUCUUCUAUAGCAAGGCUAAGCAAAGGUAUCUGAGAAGCAGGGAGGAGCUGAGUCCCGGCCUUCAUCUUGCUUCAGCUGCAGAAGCAGGAGCUCUGGUCAGUUUGUGUACCAACCCUCUUUGGCUUGUGAAAACAAGAUUGCAACUUCAGACUCCUAAUCAGAUUCAUCCAUACACCGGGUUUCAUGGUUUGCUUCACUCUUAUGCUGUAAGAACCAUAAUGAAAGAAGAAGGAUGGAGGGCACUUUAUAAGGGGCUUAUGCCAGGCCUAUUUCUGCAGGUUACACAUGGCGCUAUUCAGUUCACAGCAUAUGAAGAAUUUCGUAAAGUUCUUGUUAGCUCGAAAGCUCAGGAACAUGAAAACACUCUUGCCUCAGCUGCUGACUUGUUGGAUUCAGUUGACUAUGCAACACUAGGAGCUUCUUCCAAGCUGGCAGCAAUUCUCACAACAUACCCAUUUCAGGUUGUACGAUCUCGAUUGCAGCAACGACCAAGUACAACUGGAGUUCCGAGAUACAUGGAUAGCUGGCAUGUUGUGAAGGAAACUGCAAGGUUUGAGGGCAUACAAGGCUUCUACAGAGGUAUCACCGCGAACAUGCUGAAAAAUGUCCCUGCAGCUUCCAUUACGUUCAUCGUCUAUGAGAACGUACUAAACCUGCUAAAAUUGUCUAGGAGAGAGUAUUAGCUCUUUUACCUCCCGUUCUUGUUGUAGCAUUAGGAUUCUACACUAGUGAAAUAUUUUGGGAAAAAGGUAUACUCAGAUUUGAGAGGAGUACCAAUAGAUUCAUGAUACCACUUUACUGGUAGGCGCACUUGUAUAAUAUUUAGAGUCUUUGUAAUUUAUCAGAAAAGAAAUAAUCUUCAGUCUUUGUUCAAGUACCCACGAGACUGCUGCUGUAGCAAGAAUAAUAGCAGAUCUAUGCUUUGACAUUCAAUAAUACUGAUCUUUGUUACUUAAAUGCAUGUUCGUGGUUGUUUGAAAGGGA